Messenger RNA from Armigeres subalbatus, 1376 nucleotides. RefSeq lists its product as uncharacterized. NCBI's taxonomy places the organism in Eukaryota, Metazoa, Arthropoda, Insecta, Diptera, Culicidae. The record is from RefSeq and is a predicted model, not a curated record. The transcript is spliced from 2 exons. The coding region runs from base 924 to 1361 and encodes 145 amino acids.
UUGAACGAGUCAUUCUUUGAUAGUGACGUGCCUUCUCCUCACUUCCUGAACUCCAUCACUCGCAUACUAACGGAGCUAGUCGGUCAGUUGUUCAAAACCGUUGCUGGUGCUGGUGGACACUUGUUGUUUACUGUAUUACAUAGCUAUAUCAACUAUACUGCUGCCGAGGCAGAAGUGUGGUGUCGAAUAAACGUGCAUUGUCCAGGUGGAACGUUGACGCGCGUGUCCCUGUUUCUAUUGUUUGCCAUCCCGUCGCCAUUGGAUACAUCUUUGUCGAGUUGACCUGUGGUCAAAGUGUGCGGUGACAGUUUUGUAAAGUUUGCCAUCCUCGUAGAUGGUUGGAAAACUCAAGGACUUCCAGGCACGCUUUGAUGAUAGUGUGUUGAUUAUAUACAUUAUGGUCUCGCAGUAGGACACUAUUCCAUAUCCACCUUAUCGCAAAAUGAGACAAGUGGGAAUGGUCUAACCAAAACUGUGUUUUUGUCGUUUGGUGUGCUGAUAGUGUUCUCAUCCUACAUACUACUGAUAUUUUAGUGGCGUGGUCCAAUUGGGGCAAUCGUCGGAUAGGAAUGUCAACUGUGUAGAAAUGUUGUGGUUUUUGUGUAAACUGGAAAAAAGAAACAAGUGUCCUUAAUAAUUGAUUUAGCUUCAAUGGAACGAGAGCUACUGGCACCAAAUGUACGACUAAAGUGAUGAUGCUGCCAGUACAUGAAGUGAAUAAGCAGUUUAGCAUGUGGCAGAAGACCAAGUUUGAAAAGUGACGUCAUUUAUUCAUCAUUAUCACUCCAUCAACAACCCGGACCGGACCGAACGGCGCGCCGCAGCGAUAGACGGGUGCUAUUUUGGUGUUACUUUUACGAGGUGCCUUUACACUUCUAGCAGUCGCUCGUCAUUGCUAGGUCCAUCAAAGGAAUGCAUUAUACAUGAGAGUAAAUAGUAAAUUGAGCCACACAAUGGUCAUAUUCCUAUAUCUAAUACUAGUUCUCGCGUGGGCCCUGCUAAUUAUCAUACUGAAGUGUAAAAAGGCUCGCGCCAAACGACUCGCCGAACUUCAGGAAGCCGCCCAAUCGGUGCACGUGGUUCAGAUUGGCUCCAACCUUUACGACAUCAUGUCGAUUCAGCACCAUCAUCAUCACCGGGCGCCAUACGGAACGGUCUACGACUGUCUGGGGACGGGCGAGGUCUGCGGCCAGACGCACCGAUCCGGCACAACCACCGUCACACACUCGAAUGCCGCCUUCAUCGGCGACGACGGCAGUAUCUACCCGGGCAGCAACAUUCGUAAGUCUCACGAUGUCGUGCGUGUCACACAUAAUGGGUACCAUGUAUACUAUUCAUGCUAUUGGGGAAGUUUUCUAUAAAAUUGAAAAUAAUGC